Molecule: messenger RNA, 5402 nt
Organism: Lethenteron reissneri (Far Eastern brook lamprey)
Lineage: Eukaryota; Metazoa; Chordata; Hyperoartia; Petromyzontiformes; Petromyzontidae
Product: sugar phosphate exchanger 3-like
Biological process (GO): transmembrane transport
Cellular component (GO): endoplasmic reticulum membrane
Molecular function (GO): transmembrane transporter activity
Source: RefSeq, a predicted model, not a curated record
AUUAUAGAAGCCUCUGCUUCUCCCUCGUGAAGACGAGAGAGUGUGUUUGUGUGUGUGUUUACAUGUUAAUUAUUAAACAAGCCUUUUAGAAAACCUGCUCGGCGGUGAGGGUUUUGUUGUUAAACGAAACAAAAAUCAGCGUUCGUCGUCAAUUCUCGCGUUUUGUGGUGAAAAUAAAAAUGAAAAAUGCGGCACUUUGAUGCGUUUCCUACGAAGGGGGGAAGAAGGGAGAUGAACGGCGCUAAAUGAUCGCGUGAGGCGUCUUGGCAAGGAGAUAAACAUUCACCAAGGGAAGCUGACUUCUUGAAGUUCCCUUGACACAAAGAGCAAUAAUGACACCUGAGGCCCCCAGACGGGGCUGGACCCAUCACCACUUUUGUGUCUUCCUACUCACCUUCUUUAGCUAUGCAUUUUUCCACGUGACGCGAAAAACAUUUAGCAAUGUUAAAGUCAGCCUGUCGGUCCAGUGGACGGGUACACCCACCAACGAAUCAACGGGGACCCUAUACCCACCAGAGGUGUGGUCAGCUCAUCAGCUCUUUCCCGACGAAAACAAUGCAUCGCUCUUCCUGGGAGCGCUGGACACCAUCUUCCUCUUCUCGUACGCUGUGGGAUUGUACAUCAGUGGCUACCUUGGGGACAGGUUUAACCUGCGCCUGGUGCUGACUCUAGGAAUGUGCUCUUCUGCUAUUGUGGUCCUGGUGUUCGGCUCUGUGACUGAGUGGCUGGGUUUUUACAGCAUGCCCUUCUAUGCUGUGAUGUGGGCCGUCAAUGGCUUGCUGCAGUCCACGGGAUGGCCUUGUGUUGUGGCCAUCAUGGGCAACUGGUUUGGCAAAGACAGUCGUGGGCUAGUGUUUGGGCUGUGGAGCGCCUGUGCUUCUGUGGGGAACAUCCUAGGAGCUCUGCUCGUCUCUGGCGUGCUCCGGUUUGGCUAUGAGUAUGCAUUCCUGGUCACUGCGUGUUGCCUGUUUGCCUCUGGAAUUGUCGUCUUCUUUGGGCUGGUCAGCUCUCCGCUGGAGGUCGGAUUACCUGCUCCGGAUUGUGCCGAGGAUGGAGCCGGCGAAUCGGUGAACUGUGCUGAGGCCGUUGAGCAGACUACGCUGCUUGGUGACCCCGUGAGCCCAGCUCCGGCAUUGGGCUUCUUCCAGGCUGUGUGUCUGCCUGGUGUGGCGUUGUACUCUCUGGCAUAUGCCUGCCUCAAGCUGGUGAACUACUCGUUCUUCUUCUGGCUUCCCUUCUACUUGUCGGGACAUUUCGGCUGGAGCGAGGCGGAUGCAGACCGGAUGUCCAUCUGGUACGACGUGGGAGGAAUAAUCGGUGGAGCGGCGGGGGGAUUGGUUUCUGACCGUUUGGGCAAGCGAGCUCCCAUCAUCACCCUCAUGCUCGUCCUCGCCACGGGCUCGCUGGUCGGAUAUAAAUAUUCUCCGAACAAUAAAUCGGUGAAUGGCUUAUUAAUGGGCGUUACAGGAUUUUUCGUGGGAGGGCCAGCAAAUCUGAUCAGCUCGGCCGUUUCGGCAGACCUGGGCCGACAGGGGCCCGUUCAGGGAAACCAGGAGGCUCUGGCCACUGUGACGGGGAUUGUUGAUGGAACGGGCAGCCUGGGAGCCUCCGCGGGGCAGUUUUUGGUGGCCGUCAUAAAAAACAAACUUGGCUGGGGAUGGGUGUUUUAUCUCUUCAUUUUGAUGACGCUGCUCACCAUCGUCUGCCUGCUGCCCCUGGUCAUUCGUGAGGUCAGAGAGCUCAUCGCCUCCAGUCGCGUCAGAAGGGACAACACAGGAGCAGCAGCAGCAGCAGCAGGACUGCUGAUGGACGGCAGCAGUGUCUCUUGACAGCAGCUGUCAACCUGCUGCGGACCAGGAGUCCCUCAUACACUUGGCCUCCUCUUCCCACGAGGCACCAGCGGAGAGUCAAGUGUCAAGCUGAUCAUUAUCCUCCUCAACCGUGAUCAGUCCACUGCUGGAUGAAGGCCUCCCCAAGUCGUCGUCUUCCCCUCACGGUCCCGCGAUACAACAAUCCACUCGGCACCUGCACACGAGCCUGACGCAUCGCUCCAUCUCCACGGUGGAUGUCCUCAUGGGUGCGUUCCUUCCUUUGGCUGGUGCUCCGUAGUUAUUUUCGCCCACCGGUCUUCGUCUGUUCUAUCGACGUGUCCUGCCCAACCGCCAUAUUUCUUUGUCUAAAACGUAGAGAAGAUACACGUCACCAAAUGCCACCAUGCCACAGUAGGCGCUGCCUUCAAAUGCAAGUAGCCCAGCCCUUGUCGAACGUUCCAUUGCUUGUUUGCUUCAACGUGAAGUCAUCCCAUUGGUACACAAACCUUUUACAAAGAGAUGUGUAUAUAUCAAUGCAUUGAUGUUAUGCACAUUUUAUUGUACUGUCUUGAAUAACACUCAGGAUUAGGGAGGUGUUUAAAUCCAAGAUUGAUAAUAUAAACACAAUGCAUCUGGCAAUGUUUUUGCCCAUCCCGGGUUUUGUCAUCACGGAUUUGACCAUUCACCCCUAAUUAUUGAGGUAUAGUUCGCCAAUUGCGUCCCUGUGGCUUGGCCAUCCACGGUUGGCCACGAGUUUCCUGGAUACAUUGUAAACAAGUACUCUUAACUGCAUUGCUCAAGAAUACACAUGCCAUCUUGUCCUCCCAUGCAGCCGAUUGCGGGUUGCAGUUCACGUGUUCCCAGGAUCCAGUGAGGCAGUGUGAUCAGGUUUUUACGUAUAAGUUUACGGUAUCGUGCUGUAUGCUGCGUUAAUUGUUAUUCUGUUCAUUUACUGUACAAGUUAUAUUGAACACUAUAGAAAAUAUGAAUAAUAUUUUACAUAAAGAAUGCUUCGUGUUUCACUUUGGGAUUAAUGUAGAGUAACAGAACAAAAGGAGGGGUGGUGGGUGUCAUAUUACAAACUCUGAACCAAACCAUAUUCUUCCCACAUGCCUUUGAGUUUGCGGAUUGUGGAUUUGCUGAUUGCGGCGAUUUUCCAGAACGUAACCCCUGCGAUGAGCAAAGUUUGGGUGUAUUUGCAUUACCUGUCGCGAUGUUACGUAUAAUGCUGUACGGUAUUUUUCAAUUCACCUUAUUGUAAGUUUUCUCACUUGAAGCACAAUACUUGAAACGCAGUGAUUGUUUUGAAUACAUCACGUGUGCAAUCGUGACUCCUCGUGUGCAUCGUCACAAUGGUAUCGUGAUGAUAUAAUGGCGAUUGCUCAUAGCAAAGUUUACGAAUACUGGAGGUUUGUUUUGUUCUGAAGCGGUUGUGUAAUUACCGGUAAUGAAACUUGCAUUUUAAAACAUUUAUUCUUCUAUUUUUUUCGUGUUCUGUGCAUUGAAAUUAUAAUUAUCAUUCUUUUGAUCAGAAAUUAUUUUCAAACACUGUAUCUUUUACUAGACUCGCAUCUUGGUGAUAGUUUAUUUGCAUGCAUUUUUGUUGUUGUGUGAAAACGGGGCAGCUCUUUCCAUUACGAACAAUGGGGGAAACUGCCAAAGCGCGGUGCGUUUUAACAGUUUCGGACAGGCGUCGUUCUAUCCGGCAGUGUGAUCUAUCUGUCACUGCAUUUUUUUUUUAAAUAUAGAGGACUGCGUUGAUACAUCCAACACCUUGAAUUACACAUGAAGGGUCACUGCCGCUGCUGAGGGAUUUUUUAACUGCAUCGUAUUGUUUUUUCAUGGGACGGCUUAACCCGUCCGCAGCAAAACCUUUCGGUUUAACCAUGUCGAGAUGGUUUAAAGGAAAACGCCGCCAAUACAAUAAAGUAUCUAUUAUCGUGUAGAUACAGUACAAUGAUUUGGAAUUGAUAUGUGGGUGGGGCCACAAUGAUUUGACCUUAUUUGUAUCGUUCAGACCCCCCCCACCACCACCCACCCGAUGCAGCCAAACAAAUGAGUCACGUGUGCAAGCGUUUAAAUGCGCCAGUGAUCUAUUUCAGCUGAUGGGUAAGUUGGAGAAGAAGUCUUGCAGCCAAAUGUAGGCAUUAUACAUGGAACAUACUUAAGCUAGGUGUGUCGUGCUGUCCAAUAGUGAGGUUAGAAGAUUCGUGUAUUGUAGUUGCCUUUAUUUAGCAGGGAGGUGAAACGUAGGCCUGUUGAGACACAUGAUUCAUGCAAGGGUGACCUUGGUUACAUGAAUUCAUUUAGAAUACAACAGUAUUUUAAAUCCAGACGUUAACUAUUUAAUGCAAAUUCAUUAGCAGUUAAGAAGGUGAAUUGUACUUUAAAAAUUAAUGUACAAGAUGUCAUUUUUAAUGAGUUAUAUUCACUGCAGUGCCAUCCAUAGUAAACGUUUUAGUAGUACAUUUCAGUGAUAUCAUUGGAUAUCAUUAGAUAUUACUGCAGGUUACUUAACAUGCAUUCUCAUUCACAUAGCUUCAGUCGUGUGAGAUUGGCUGAUGAUAUACACAGAUUUGGUGUGUAGCUAUGAGAUUAUAGCAGUUUUUUUUGUUGCAUCUUCCUUUAAACCUGUCACAUCAAUAGCAAUACGUAUUCGUCACCAGAAUAAUUUGGUGAGUAGAAAUGAAUGGUAAGUGAUUACAUAUUGCCGGUCUGCAGUAUACUACUGUAUUAGCUCAAAAAUUGAAUUGAGUGAGCAUAAAUCGUGUUUGUGGAUACUUGAUAUCGUCUGGCCAUUUUUAAAAUAGCAAACGUAAUUAUUUCAGUGGAUGCAUUACUGUGGAUGCGUACUGUACGCACCAAUAAUACUUGGGGCCAUACAUACGGGUUAUAUUAAUAUAAAUUAAGGCAAAUGAUUAAUUUUAUAGGUCGAAUUGAGGAUCAAAAAAAUAUAUCAAAACAGGAAAAAAUGAAAAUAUAGGAAUAUCAUUUGGAGUAUGUUUUAAACAAUUUAUGUUUACUUCGUGCUUGUAUUCUGUAUAAUUGGCCAAACCCCCCAAAAAAUAAGAUCGUGCACGAAUCCUAUUGGUUGGGGAAAACCUAAGUGUUAAAAUAUAUGCAUUUGAAUGAAUUUUAAGACAAUAUUCUGGAUAUGCGUUUGUUCUAUAUAGAAUUAACAGGUAAGAUAUCCUUAGAUGUUUUGUUCAGCCACAGAGUUUAAUUAAUGACUGUUAUGAAGUGGGUACUGUCAAUAGCAAUAGAUUAACGCGGUAUGGAUGUAUGUAUGUUGAACUUUUUUCCCAGAGUACGUAGUCAACCGUGCGAAUGGAAUGUGCAGGUGGAAGGACAACGAACUAAACACAAAAAGCAGUUCCAAACAAUUUUUCAACCUCGAUUUAAAAGUUCAUAGCUCAAGUGGCUUCGUAUAAUGUUCUAAAUAUGUAAAAAAAGUCGGGUUCUUUCAAAGCACAUUGUUACAAUGCACACCAAUGACAGUUGAGUUUUUCAUGGACUCAAGUAUCAUACCCAUUUAUGUGUUGUAUCAUCUUGAAGGUAAAACUUACUCAAAACAUACGGUUAUGAUUAAUA